AAAAGCCCAAUAUAUACACAUAUAUUAACUAGGUUAAAAUCACAGAGUGAUUUUUUUGAGGAAAAUAAAAGAUCAUCUCGCGGCGGUGCACGAUGCUGUCGCACGUCGACCUGCUGGACGCUCGGCUCGGGAUGAAGGAUGCCGCGGCGGAGCUCCUGGGACACAGAGAGGCGCUGAAGUGCAGACUCGGAGUGGGCGGCGGGCUGUCUGAACCCGGACAUACCGGGGAACUUGGCCCGAACCCGGAAACCCUAGAAGGCGCGACCCAUCUUCCCGGAGACGAGCUCGGCAACGUUGGCUCCAAUCCUCCGAACGGCAAAGAGCAAGACAAGCAGCAGCAGCAACAAAGCCAAAACUCGGCGCAAUCCGUAAGUCAGCAAACGCAGAAACAGAAACGGCACAGGACCCGCUUUACGCCUGCGCAGCUCAACGAGCUCGAGCGCAGCUUCGCCAAAACCCACUAUCCUGACAUCUUCAUGCGAGAGGAGCUCGCGCUGCGCAUCGGCCUGACGGAAUCGCGCGUGCAGGUUUGGUUCCAGAAUCGACGCGCCAAGUGGAAGAAGCGCAAGAAGACCACAAACGUGUUCCGCGCGCCCGGCACCUUACUGCCCACUCAUCACGGUUUACCGCAGUUUCCUUCGGCAGCAAUUAACGACAGCCUAUGCUCGUUUCACGCAAACGACACGCGCUGGGCUGCAGCCGGGAUGCCGAGUGUCUCUCAGCUCCAACUUCCGCCGGCGCUCGGCCGCCAGCCUACAAUGGCGCAGUCACUGUCGCAGUGCAGCUUGGGAGGCGCGGGCCCGGCGGCGCCUGGUUCCAUGGGUCUGUCCAACAUGGCGUCCAACGGCUCGGCCCUGCAGUCGCAUCACCUAUACCAGCCCACGUUUCCGGGCAUGGUGCCCGCGUCACUCGCGGGCCCGACAAGCGCGAGCGCCUCCACGCAACUCUGCAACUCGUCAUCCACAGAUAGUGACAUGUGGCGCGGCACGAGCAUCGCGUCACUGCGCCGCAAAGCGCUCGAGCACACAGUCUCUAUGAGUUUUACUUAAUGGCGCGCGUGGGUUCCGAAUAUGUUCUUCUGUUGGCUGGUCUUCUUUUACACCGUUAUUUUCUCUCCCAAAGCCCUGUCACUCACAUGUCUGACCUGCUGAAGCCUAAAGCAUAUGGACCUGGAUGCUAAUUUACCUAAUUUUCCUUUUUCUAUCUAUCUAUCUAUCUAUCUAUCUAUCUAUCUAUCUAUCUUUUUGCCAAUUUAUUUGAGACUUUCACACCAAACUCGCUGCACAUAACAGACAGGAUGAAAAGCGCACAGUUGCAAUAUUCAACACUGGACGCUACCUGCCUUGUGAGUUUUUAUUUAUGAAAACAAAUACUUGCAUAUUACGGACCACUGAAUCUUUUUUUUUUUUUUUUUUUUUUUACAGUAAAUAAAUAGGAGAAUAAAAGGGCAACUGCUGUAAAAAGAGAGAAAAUCAAAAUCACGAAUAAUCGUCGAAUGCAUGUGUGGACAGCGCUAUCCGAUAAGGGGAAACUGCUCAUUUAUUCUAUUUAUUAUUUAUUUUAAAAAGAUGAUUUUACUGUUAUAGGCUAUGCUGUUCUACAGGAUGUUUUGUGUAGACAAAGCAUUCUUAAAUUGCUCUGAUUUGGUCGAUUUGUGAUAUGUUCUAAGUUUGUCUGUGCGUAAUACCAAUACAGAUUUCUUAAAUUUCUUAAUUGUUAUAUGCUUUCCUGAACAUAUUUAUAUCGAUUAAUUGUAAUGUCAAAUAAAAUAAUUUUGAAUGUCA
Molecule: messenger RNA, 1784 nt
Organism: Pangasianodon hypophthalmus (striped catfish)
Lineage: Eukaryota; Metazoa; Chordata; Actinopteri; Siluriformes; Pangasiidae
Gene: otpa
Product: orthopedia homeobox a
Exons: 3
Coding region: 93-1049 (318 amino acids)
Biological process (GO): regulation of DNA-templated transcription; neuron differentiation
Molecular function (GO): DNA binding; DNA-binding transcription factor activity, RNA polymerase II-specific
Source: RefSeq, a predicted model, not a curated record